UCGCUCGGACAGUCAGAUCAGAUCAAACCAACCUCAACCUCCUCUGCUUCCGACCUCUCCCUCCCCGCUCCGUCUCCCUCCUUCUAGAACCUUCUAGAAGCGACCGCAGCAAUGCCGCUCCACCACCCCAAGCACCGCCACCACGACGACGACCUCCUCCCCUACCGCCGCUCCGACGACGAGGCCAAGCCGCGCCGCCCCUACACCCCCACUUUCCCCUCCUCCUCCCCGGGCUCCGCCAACCGCCUGCUCGUCCUCUUCGCCGCGACCUGCCUCAUCCUCGCCGCCGCCUCCUUCGCCUUCGCCGUCUCCGCCAGCCGUGGCCGCCCGCCCCCGCCGCAGCCGCCUCCCGCCGUCGCCUUCCGCUGCGGCCCCGCCGAGGACUCGCUCCGAUCCUUCCUAGCGUCCUCCUCGUCUGGCCGCAACUACUCCGCUGGCGACAGGGAGAAGGUGCUCGCCGUCGUGGGCGUCCACACCGAGCACGGAUCCGCCGCACGCCGCGCCGCGCUGCGGGCCACCUGGUUCCCGCCCAACCCCGAAGGCAUCGUAAGUUUGGAACAUGGAACUGGUUUAACUUUUAGGUUUGUGACUGGGCGGCCCAAGGACAAACAAAAAAUGGAAGAUCUUCAGAAAGAGGCAGACAUGCAUCAUGACUUCUUGUUUAUUGAUGCUGAUGAGGAUACAAAGCCGCCACAGAAGAUGUUAGCAUUUUUCAAAGCAGCUUAUCAUAUGUUUGACGCAGAAUUCUAUGUUAAAGCUGAUGAUGAUAUCUAUCUGCGCGCAGAUAGACUUGCUGCUCUUCUUGCAAAAGAAAGACCUCAGCACCGGACUUACGUUGGUUGCAUGAAGAAGGGACCAGUGGUCAAUGAUCCGAAUAUGAAAUGGUAUGAAAGUUCAUGGGAGUUGUUAGGUAAUGAGUACUUUGUGCACGCAUCUGGUUCGCUGUAUGCUCUUUCUUCUGAGGUGGUUGAAGCUGUAGCGACUGCAAAGAGUGAAAGCUUAAGGAUGUUUGAUUAUGAAGACGUUACCAUUGGCGCAUGGAUGCUUACCAUGAAUGUAAAGCAUGAAGACAACCGUGCAAUGUGUGAUCCAACAUGCACACCCACCUCCAUUGCUGUGUGGGAUAAGAAAUGUUCAGGUUCGUGUAACAUCACUGACAAAAUACAGCAGCUUCACAACACCACUUUGUGCUCAAAAAGCCCAACAUUGCCGCCUGAGGUCGAGGAGGAAGAGUAGAACUGCAUGGAUUUCCGGCCCUUAAAACUUGGAAAGGACUGAUGCUUAUAUGUGGUGCUGAAAGCUUGCUAAUUGGAACAAUCGGAUUCUGCUGUUCCGUUAGUGGCUUUGAUCCAACAGCAACCUUUUUUUGCCGGAGAGCUCCUGAAGAAGCAUAUAUAGGCAUCACACAACACCGUAGUGUUUUUGAGUGUAUACCCCCUGAUUGAUGGAUGUAGAUUCAGUGAUGUACUUCACACCAAUUGCUGGGGCGGCAUUUCUCCCCGUCCUGUCGCAGCGAGGGAGCGGGCUGCAGGCUGACAUCAAUUUCGUGUUGUCAAUGUAUAGAUAAGAGCACACAUGCCAUGCCUCUGUGAUUCCCGUUAUGUGCGUUACUGAUCAGACGGUUAAUAUCACUUGAUUCCUGAUGUAUACCCUGUUGUACCAUCCAUUUGUCUACUACUACAUGAAAAUAAAAUAAAAUCCGAGUUGAUGGUGAUGGCA
Setaria italica (foxtail millet) is the source of this 1719-nucleotide messenger RNA. Its product is annotated as probable beta-1,3-galactosyltransferase 12. Gene Ontology annotation, molecular function: hexosyltransferase activity. The coding region runs from base 112 to 1236 and encodes 374 amino acids. The transcript has 7 exons. Gene Ontology annotation, cellular component: Golgi membrane. Lineage: Eukaryota; Viridiplantae; Streptophyta; Magnoliopsida; Poales; Poaceae. The record is from RefSeq and is a predicted model, not a curated record.